AUGGAUAAUUAUUCUCUCAACUGCUACUGUGACGAAAAGGUACUGCUGAAAAGACAGGAAACUAAAAGGAACGUGGAAAAAGUGCUGCCUCUCGUUGAUGAGAUAUUGAGAUACGUUCACUCCCGGGAUAAACGCUUUCUGAUACAGCCACUGAGAGUAGGCAGUUAUGACACGCGCUUGAAAGUCGAGAAAGCGGACGAAUUUGACUACAAUGUUAUCGUUGAUAUCGGCAAAUUGGUGUGGGCUUCAGGGGGAAAACGAUACUAUGGGUUUGGCAACACCAGGGACAAAGUAGUGGAGAAAAAGGGAUACGCGUUUCCGGAUCCUCCUGUUGGGCAGCACUUAACCGAAAUCGCUUCAAGUAGGAAGAAAUGGGAUGCCGACAGAUUAAACGAUGGAGUGUCGAGCAUGACAUUUGAUGACGAUAUAGUCCCAAUUAAAGUCAAAAGAAUAUUCAAGUCACUUGUUGGCGAAGCAGUCAACCAACCAAAGUUCAGAAACCUGAUAUCAACAGACAAAAUAUCGAGUUCUCCUGCCACCACACUAUCUGUGAAGUUUAGUGACACUGGUUACCCAAUCAGCAUUGAUCUGUGUCCGAUGAUUGAAUCUCAGCUGGAAUUUAAACCCGAAUUUCACUGGCCUCGGCCAAACAGCCAAUGGCCUUCGCAACAAAAGAGGAUGAUCAUAAAGAAAAUAGGCGCGAAUGAAAUAGCCAAAGAGCCAUUCUAUUGGACACUGUCUUUCGCCGCUUGCGAAAAGGAACUUCUGGAAGGAAUCGACAUACAUGGGACAUGUCGAAAGAAAAGUCAACGAAUCAUGAAGAGACUGAAAGAGGACGUGUGGUGCCCACCUGACAUGAAAAACGAACUGACAUCAUACCACCUGAAGAAUGUGCUGUUCUGGGAAUGUGAGGAUCGUCCCUCUGAGACUGAAUGGCAGCAGGAACUGCUGGCGGAAAGAGUGACCACUAUGACGUAUCGUCUUCUCGGCUAUCUCCAGAGAGGAAACCUGCCACUGUACUUCCAUACCGGAGUCAACCUGCUUUCCAGCAAAGAUAAGGAUGUACUCCAUCAGGUGGCAACAAAUAUCAAGUCAUUUCUCGAUCAUCCACAGCAGUAUUUGUCGGUAUAA
Messenger RNA from Ylistrum balloti, 1131 nucleotides. Its product is annotated as protein mab-21-like 3. The transcript has a single exon. NCBI's taxonomy places the organism in Eukaryota, Metazoa, Mollusca, Bivalvia, Pectinida, Pectinidae. The record is from RefSeq and is a predicted model, not a curated record. The coding region runs from base 1 to 1131 and encodes 376 amino acids.